Messenger RNA from Fraxinus pennsylvanica, 918 nucleotides. The record is from the annotation of a GenBank genome assembly. NCBI's taxonomy places the organism in Eukaryota, Viridiplantae, Streptophyta, Magnoliopsida, Lamiales, Oleaceae.
AUGGCUGUUGAAGCACGAAAAAUCAAUCUCUUCCCUCCACAGAUUCUCGAGAAUAGAGAAAUAACCAUGAAUGGAUUAGGAAGCAAUGGAAAUAUGUGCAGUAUUCCGAUAGGUUACGGUAUAAUGGCGCCUUUAUUGGGGACUGUAAUGGCCACGGAGACUGUUGUUCCGGUGUACCAAUCCGUGAUCAACGAAUCUAUUCCGGUUUCAAGAAAGCGUUCGAGAGACGAUUUGCUUUCACCAUUCCCUAUUGUUGUUCAGAAUCAGAAUCAAAAUCAAAAACAAAACGGCAGUUGCGCUUCUUGCACUUUUCUCGGUGAAGAUAUUUCCUUUCAGAUCCAACAACAGUCAUUGGAAAUCGAUCGAUUAAUCUCUCAACACACGGAGAUAGUGAGGGUUGGAAUUGAAGAGAGAAGAAAGGGACAUUCUCUGAGAAUAGUAAAGGCAGUUGAGGAAGAAUCAAUGAAGAAACUGAAAGGGAAAGAAGAAGAAAUUGAGAAGAUUGGGAAAUUAAAUUUGGCACUGGAAGAAAGAGUGAAAUCGCUAUUCGUGGAGAACCAAAUAUGGAGAGAUUUGGCACAGACAAGCGAAGCCACGGCCAACACCUUGAGAUGCAAUCUCGAACAAAUCCUCAACCAGGUCCAGGAAGAUCACCACCGCCAGCCACGGUGGCGGAACGAAGAGGCGGCGGUUGCCUCAGACAACGAAUCUCAAUCGUGCUGCGGCAGCAACUUCGAUCCAAUCAUCGGGAAGAGAAUGUGCAGGAGCUGUAAGGAACAGGAAUCGUCCGUAUUGCUUUUGCCGUGCAGGCAUCUCUGCCUCUGUACUAAUUGCGAAUCAUCUCUCCAUACUUGCCCCAUCUGUAACUCUUUCAAAACCGCUACUGUUCAUGUUAAUCUGUUUGACGAUCGUUUUUGA